CCCGCGGUGCUAGAGGCCUGUCACUUCUUCCGGGUGCUGCCUCCUCGCUGGAGCAGGAUCCCCUCUCUCGGGGGUCUCCGCGGGCCUGUGACGCGGCUCUCCCCGGCCCUCCGGUUGAAACUUGUAUGGCAGUCAUUUAUAUGGAUCUGUGAUGGAUCUAUAACUAUGUCCCAAGUCAAGCCAACAUCAUUUUGAGCAUCCUCUUCUGAAUGUGAAGGAACAUUUUGAACAGUGAAGUUGCAAGAUCUUACUGAUCAAGACAACUGGAACUAUGUUGUGCUGGGGAAAUGCAUCCUUUGGACAGCUUGGAUUGGGUGGAAUUGAUGAAGAGAUUGUAUUAGAACCCAGAAAAAGUGACUUUUUCCUAAAUAAAAAGGUCCGAGAUGUAGGAUGUGGACUCAGACACACUGUUUUUGUCCUGGAUGAUGGGACUGUGUAUACAUGUGGAUGUAAUGAUCUAGGACAAUUAGGGCAUGAAAAAUCCAGAAAGAGACCAGAGCAUGUUGGUGCCCUGGAUGCCCAGAAUAUUGUGUCUGCUUCAUGUGGAGAAGCCCACACACUAGCAUUAAAUGACAAGGGCCAAGUGUAUGCUUGGGGUCUUGCUACUGAUGGACAGCUUGGCUUGCCUGGAACAGAGGAAUGUAUCAGAAUACCCAGAAAUAUCAAAAGCUUAUCGGAUAUCCAAAUAAUGCAAGUUGCCUGUGGCUACUGUCACUCACUUGCACUCUCAAAAGGAAGUGAAGUUUAUUCCUGGGGACAGAAUAAAUAUGGCCAACUGGGUAUAGGUUAUGAAUUUAAAAAGCAGACUUCACCUCAACUGAUUAAAUCUUUACUGGGAAUCCCUUUUGCACAAAUUGCAGCAGGAGGAGCACAUAGUUUUGUACUAACUCUUUCCGGAGCCAUUUUUGGAUGGGGACGCAACAAAUUUGGUCAACUUGGUCUUAAUGAUGAAAAUGACAGGUAUGUUCCUAAUCUGCUGAAGUCCCUAAGAUCUCAGAAAAUUAUUCACAUCUGUUGUGGAGAAGAUCAUACAGCUGCUCUUACAAAGGAAGGUGGGGUUUUUACAUUUGGAGCUGGAGGCUAUGGACAAUUGGGUCAUAACUCUACCAGCCAUGAGAUAAACCCAAGGAAAGUUUUUGAACUUAUGGGAAGCAUUGUCACACAGAUCGCUUGUGGGAGGCAGCACACCUCUGCAUUUGUUCCUUCAUCUGGAAGAAUUUACUCCUUUGGUCUUGGAGGUAAUGGACAGUUAGGAACAGGAUCAACCAGUAAUAGGAAAAGUCCCUUCACAGUAAAAGGAAACUGGAUUCCUUAUAGUGGGCAGUGCCCACCAAGCACAGACAGUGAAGAAUAUUAUUGUGUAAAGAGAAUUUUCUCUGGUGGAGAUCAGAGUUUUUCACACUACUUUAAUCCACAGAACAUGAUGCCACCAGAUGACUUCAGAUGUCCUGACUCUUCAAAGCAGAUCUGGACUGUGAACGAAGUAUUUAUUCAGAAAUUGCUGACUUGUCCAUCUGGAAGGCUUCCUGUGGAGAUAGCUGAUGAAAUAGAUGGAACAUUUUCUUCAGCUGGCUGCCUAAAUGGGAGUUUUUUAGCUGUCAGCAAUGAUGAUCACUAUAGAACUAGUGCUCGAUUCUCGGGGGUUGAUAUGAACGCUGCUAGACUACUAUUUCACAAACUUAUAAGUCCUGACCAUCCUCGUAUAUCACAACAGGUUGCAGCUAGUUUGGAGAAGAACCUUAUUCCUAAAUUGACUACUUCCUUACCUGAUGUUGAAGCCCUAAGGCUGUAUCUCACUCUACCAGAAUGCCCACUGAUGAGUGAUGUGAACAAUUUUACAACAUUAGCUAUUCCUUUUGGAACAGCUGUUGUAAAUCUAGAAAAAGCUCCACUGAAAGUACUUGAAAACUGGUGGUCUAUACUUGAACCUCCAUUGUUCCUCAAGAUAGUGGAGCUGUACAAGGAUGUUGUGGUCCACCUCCUGAAAUUAUACAAGAUUGGUAUCCCCAAUUCUGAAAGAAGAAUCUUUACCAGUUUUCUACACACUUCUCUCAAAGUUCUGGAAAUUUUACAUAGGGUAAAUGAGAGAGGAGGACAAAUUAUACAGUAUGACAAAUUUUACAUUCAUGAAAUACAAGACUUGAUAGACAUCAGAAAUGACUACAUCAACUGGAUCCAGCAGCAGGCAUAUGGAAUGGACAUCAACCAUGGAUUAACUGAGCUAACAGAAAAUCCAGUUACAAUUUGCACAUACCCUUUCGUGUUCGAUGCACAGGCAAAAACUACGCUCUUGCAAACAGAUGCUGUCUUACAAAUGCAGAUGGCUGUUGACCAGGCUCACAGACAGAAUUUCUCAUCUAUUUUUCUCCCUGUAUUUGAAUCUGUCAAUCCUUGUCUAAUAUUAGUGGUGCGCAGAGACAAUAUUGUAGGAGAUGCUAUGGAAGUCCUAAGGAAAACGAAGAAUGUAGAUUACAAGAAACCACUCAAGGUUAUUUUUGUAGGGGAAGAAGCUGUUGAUGCAGGAGGUGUUCGCAAAGAAUUUUUCUUGCUCAUCAUGAGAGAGUUGCUUGAUCCCAAAUAUGGAAUGUUUAGGUACUAUGAAGAGUCCAGGCUCAUCUGGUUCUCUGACAAGACCUUUGAAGACAGUGACUUGUUCCAUUUGAUUGGUGUUGUCUGUGGGCUCGCAAUAUAUAAUUUUACUAUUGUAGACCUUCAGUUCCCCUUGGCUUUGUACAAGAAGCUGUUGAAUAAGAAGCCUUCUCUAGAUGACUUAAAAGAGUUAAUGCCUGAUGUUGGCAGAAGUAUGCAGCAGUUACUGGACUAUCCAGAAGAUGACAUAGAGGAGACAUUUUGUCUCAACUUUACGAUCACUGUGGAAAAUUUUGGAACAACAGAAGUAAAAGAGCUGGUUCCUAAAGGUGCUGACAUUCCUGUGGUCAAACAAAAUAGGCAAGAAUUUGUAGACGCCUAUGUGGAUUACAUCUUCAGUAAAUCAGUGGCUUCCUUAUUUGAUGCAUUCCACACAGGCUUUCAUAAGGUGUGUGGUGGUAAAGUUCUUCAGCUCUUCCAGCCCAGUGAGCUGCAGGCGAUGGUGAUUGGGAACACAAAUUAUGAUUGGAAAGAACUGGAGAAGAAUACAGAAUAUAAAGGAGAAUAUUGGGCAGACCAUCCUACAAUUAAAAUAUUUUGGGAUGUUUUUCAUGAGUUACCACUGGAAAAGAAAAAGCAGUUUCUGUUGUUUUUAACAGGCAGUGAUCGUAUUCCUAUUCUUGGAAUGAAGUGUCUUAAACUAGUCAUCCAGCCAACAGGAGGUGGAGAAGGGUAUCUUCCAGUAUCUCACACUUGCUUUAAUCUUCUUGAUCUUCCAAAAUACACAGACAAAGAAACCCUAAAAUCUAAGCUGAUCCAGGCAAUAGAUCACAAUGAAGGCUUCAGUUUAGUAUAACUUUAGAAAUGAGAUAUUGUACUUGUUUAAUGUGGGAGCAUUAAACUAAUUCUUUGUGUCUUUCUUGUGGUGGUAAGUUCAGUGGACAAGUUGACAAUGUAACAACUGGUUAUUUACAAAAUGUUCAGUGAUAUGAAUAUUCAUGGAAGGCAAAAAGUCCUUACAAAAAUGAACCGUUAAUACACAACUUGUAUAGAACCAUGUUUUUGUCAUCUUAAAAUAAAAAUGAGACUGUGAAUGAGACUCAAGUUUCACAAACAUGAAUUUCAACAUUUCACAUAUUAUAAAAACAAUUUAGCGUCUGAGUGCAUGAAAGACUUGCUUAAUUUUUUUCAAUCACAGAGUGAAAACACUUUUUCCUAUUAUGAUAGUCCCAUUUGAUUAUUUUUCAUUUUGUAAAUAAAGCUUUGUAAUAAAAUAGUUUCAGUUCUGAUAGCAGUAUGGUUUCUA
Messenger RNA from Emys orbicularis (European pond turtle), 3895 nucleotides. It is a transcript of the gene HERC4, whose product is annotated as HECT and RLD domain containing E3 ubiquitin protein ligase 4. The transcript is spliced from 26 exons. Gene Ontology annotation, molecular function: ubiquitin protein ligase activity. NCBI's taxonomy places the organism in Eukaryota, Metazoa, Chordata, Testudines, Emydidae. Bases 272 to 3445 code for a protein of 1057 amino acids. The record is from RefSeq and is a predicted model, not a curated record. Gene Ontology annotation, biological process: protein polyubiquitination.